Molecule: messenger RNA, 2748 nt
Organism: Capsicum annuum
Lineage: Eukaryota; Viridiplantae; Streptophyta; Magnoliopsida; Solanales; Solanaceae
Product: trihelix transcription factor DF1
Exons: 2
Coding region: 209-2203 (664 amino acids)
Source: RefSeq, a predicted model, not a curated record
UUUUUGUUUUGUAUUUUAAGGGGGAGGGGGGGAGGGGGUCGAGAUUGACAGACAGAUCCCACUGAAAUAAAUUACUAACAAAUUCACUACAUCCCAUCUUCAUAAAAACCCAUAGAAUUCACCAAUCUUUUUUGUUGUUUGAUUAAAUAUUUUUAUUUUAUAAAAUUUCAGCUGGCUGUAAUUGCUUACACAGAAGAAUAGGGGUAAGAUGCUUGGUGUCUCCUCUACUAGUACUACUCCCGGUAGAGCUGUCAUUUCGGCAGCUCCACCACUACUACCACCGCCAUCACAAGAUGCUCCAGAAAGUGGCGGAAGCAGUGAGGGUGGCGGGGGUGAUGGUGGAGGAGGAGAUGUGGGAGUUGGCGGUGGUGGAUUUAGCGAAGAAGGAGGAAGGAACUCAGCUGGAAAUCGAUGGCAUAGACAAGAGACCUUAAGUUUAUUGAAAAUUAGAUCGGAUAUGGAUGUUGUUUUCAAGGACUCAAGUCUUAAAGGACCCUUAUGGGAAGAAGUUUCAAGAAAAAUGGCGGACUUGGGAUAUCAUCGAAGUGCCAAGAAAUGUAAAGAGAAAUUCGAGAACGUUUACAAGUAUCACAGGAGAACGAAAGAAGGUCGUGCUUCUAAAGCAGAUGGAAAAACUUAUCGCUUCUUUGAUCAGUUACAGGCUUUGGAAAACAAUCCAGCUUCUCAUUCUUUACCCCCACCUCCGUUGGCAGCACCACCAAUAACAAUGGCAAUGGCAAUGCCAAUGCGGUCAGGAAAUGCUUCUGUAAAUCCUCCCCCCAUGCCAAUGCCACAAAAUAAUGCUGCUUCAUCACCACAAAGUCUUCCGUUUGUUGUUUCUCAUAAUAAUGUUGUGACAGCAGCAGUGCCGGCUGUUAAUCAUCCUAUGAUGCCUGCACUGCUACUAUCACAGCCACAACAACAAUCACAACCAGCAAUACAACAGCCAAUGGCUAACUUGAACCAGAUAAAUCAACCUCAAGGUAAUACAACCACUAGUUUUCUAUCAAAUUCGACUUCAUCUUCUUCGACUUCAUCAGAUGAGGAUAUACAAAGGCGGCACAUGAAGAAGCGGAAAUGGAAGGACUUCUUUGAGAGGUUGAUGAAGGAUGUGAUUAAAAAACAGGAAGAGUUGCAGAAGAAGUUCAUGGAAACACUUGAAAAGCGCGAGAGGGAUAGGAUGGUGAGGGAGGAGACAUGGAGAGUACAAGAGAUGGCGAGAUUGAAUCGGGAACACGAUCUUUUAGUCCAAGAAAGAUCAAUGGCAGCAGCAAAGGAUGCAACAAUCAUCGCAUUCUUGCAAAAAAUAACCGAACAGCAAAACACUCCAGUCCUUAACAGUAAUACUAUCAAUACUUCGCCAACUCAAAUGCAAUCAAAAUUGCCCAAAAAGCCUUCGGUUGCACCGCCACAUUCUCAGUCACCACAAACUCCUCAACCACAACCACCACCAGCUAUCGCUGUAUCACUACCAAUGACAAUACAUACCCCAGUACCAACACCAACACCAGAGACAAUGUCAUUACCUGUCGCGACAAAAUCCUUUGAAACCCCAAAAACCGAUAAUGGUGGCGAGAAUUUCUCUCCAGAAAGCUCGUCAAGAUGGCCGAAAGAAGAAAUCGAUGCGUUGAUCAGUCUCCGAACCUGCCUAGAUCUAAAGUACCAAGAAAACGGACCAAAAGGGCCACUCUGGGAGGAAAUUUCAGCUGGAAUGCGAAAACUUGGUUACAACAGAAAUGCCAAGAGAUGCAAAGAGAAAUGGGAGAACAUAAACAAGUACUUCAAGAAGGUCAAGGAAAGCAACAAGAAAAGACCAGAAGAUUCCAAAACUUGCCCAUAUUUCAACCAGCUGGAGGCAUUAUACAAGGAAAAAUCCAAGAAUGAAACUGUACCAAAUACAGUUGUGUUCGGAUUAAGACCAGAAAACAGUACCCCUAUUGCUCCCAUCAUGGCUCAACCGGAGCAACAAUGGCCACUUCCUCAAAUACAACCUCAGGUCCAACAACAAGGAAGUACGAACUAUAAUAAUCAACAUCAUCACGAUAAUCAUGAAAGUGACAGCAUGGAUCAUAACGAGGAUGAAGAUGACAUAGAGGAAGAUGAAGAUGACGAAGAUGAGGGCGAUGGUUAUGAGAUAGUGACAAACAAACAACCAUCAUCAAUAGCGGCUGCGACCGUCACAACCACUGCUACUGCAGUUUGAACUAUAAGCAUGAAAAUAAGACUGCCAAACUCUCAAAUAAAGAGAGUGAAAAAAGAAAAUUCAGAAGUGACUGUGCAUUGGGAAUGGCAAGUGGGACAACAGAUUUUGCAGUAAUUUGUCGUAUUCAGAAAUUCCUAUUUGGUGAGAGCAGACGGUGACUGCAGUAAAAAUAUCAUUUGGAAAUGCAAAGGCAUUUAAGUUACACAUGUGUAUUUUUUUUUUACAUUUUCAUUUUUUUUGGAGGGAUCUGGUAAGGGUACAGUUGUUAUUAUUAUUAUUAUUUUUUUUGUGUGUGGGGUGGGGUGAGGGGGUUAAAGUAUAUUUCCAUUCAGUUUCAUUAUUUAUUUAUUAUUUGAAAUUUGGAAAAUAAAGUUUUAUUGAAGGGAUGUGAGGGGAGAGAAAGGAGACAUAAAAGAAUAAGUGCAGGGUAAUAAUGUAAUUUGAACUGCUUUUUAUUUUUCUUGUAUUUUGUUCAAGGGGAUGUAAAUGUGAGAAAAUGGUUACAGAAUUUUAAUUUUUAUUCUCUAUUUUCUUUGUUUUUAUAA